AACGGAGGAGUCCUGCUGGCGCGUGCACGCUCAGCACCUGCGCAGGUGAGCAGGGCGCGUGCAGGUUGUCGCACAGGGCAGCUCGUGCUGCAGCUGCAGCAGAGAGGAGCGGGGUGGAGCCAGCAGCUGCAGCAGCUGCAGCAGCAGCUCAUAAAGCCUACAGGCUGCUCUCUGAGCUGCUUCCUGAGAGCUGAGCGCCGCUCCGCAGCGCGCGGAGGGAGGAGGGGCUCACAUCUGCACCAGCUGCGCCCGACCCCCCCAUCACAGGACUCCACAGGCCCGAGUCCGAUCGUCGCUCUGAGACCCGAGAUCCGCUGGGUCCAUGUUGGGACCGAAGCCGUGCUGCAGAGGGAGGAGGACCUCACACCGGGCCCUCUGAAGGCCCCGCAGCCGGACUCCUGGUCCAGUCCGCCCGGUCCGACCCACCAUGCAGCACCCGUUGGACAUGCGGGCUCAGUACUACCCUCCGGACCUCCACCCGGACCACCGGACCCAUCGGUACCGGAGCUUCAUGAUAGAAGAGAUCCUGACGGACCCCCCGGAACACAAGACGUCCGCCCCGGCAGGAGACCUGCUCAAGUUCGGAGUCCAGGCUCUGCUGUCGGCCCGGCCCUUCCACAACCAGCUGG
Molecule: messenger RNA, 629 nt
Organism: Austrofundulus limnaeus
Lineage: Eukaryota; Metazoa; Chordata; Actinopteri; Cyprinodontiformes; Rivulidae
Product: homeobox protein BarH-like 1
Biological process (GO): regulation of DNA-templated transcription
Molecular function (GO): DNA-binding transcription factor activity, RNA polymerase II-specific; DNA binding
Source: RefSeq, a predicted model, not a curated record